Acanthamoeba castellanii str. Neff is the source of this 285-nucleotide messenger RNA. RefSeq names its product ribosomal protein L28, putative. Bases 1 to 285 code for a protein of 94 amino acids. Lineage: Eukaryota; Discosea; Longamoebia; Acanthamoebidae. The transcript is spliced from 2 exons. The record is from RefSeq and is a predicted model, not a curated record.
AUGGGCGGGCUGGACAACUACAUCCUCUACACCAAGGACCAUAAGCUUGACUCGCUGUUCGGCCUGCAGCUCAAGGAGCGGCUCAAGGAGGUGUACGAGCUGAAGCACGGCGUCAAGUUCCAGGCGAAGGCAGCCCCGGCUGUGUCGGUCAAGGACCAGUGGCAGCAGAUCAUCGACAACUACAACCGAAAGAAGGAGGGUUCUUCUUCUUCCUCCUCCUCCACCGCCUCCGCGACGUCCUCCCCUCCUCCCGUAGCGCAGCGCGAGCAGAGCGAGGUGGUGUGA